Enhydra lutris kenyoni (northern sea otter) is the source of this 1000-nucleotide messenger RNA. RefSeq names its product pleiotrophin. NCBI's taxonomy places the organism in Eukaryota, Metazoa, Chordata, Mammalia, Carnivora, Mustelidae. The transcript is spliced from 4 exons. The record is from RefSeq and is a predicted model, not a curated record. Gene Ontology annotation, molecular function: growth factor activity. Bases 1 to 507 code for a protein of 168 amino acids.
AUGCAGUCCCAGCAGUAUGUGCAACAGCGUCGAAAAUUUGCAGCUGCCUUCCUGGCAUUCAUUUUCAUCUUGGCAACUGUGGACACUGCUGAAGCAGGGAAGAAAGAGAAGCCAGAAAAAAAAGUGAAGAAGUCCGACUGUGGGGAGUGGCAGUGGAGUGUGUGCGUGCCCACCAGCGGGGACUGUGGCCUGGGCACCCGGGAGGGCACCCGGACUGGAGCCGAAUGUAAGCAAACCAUGAAGACCCAGAGAUGUAAGAUCCCCUGCAACUGGAAAAAGCAGUUUGGAGCGGAGUGCAAAUACCAGUUCCAGGCCUGGGGAGAAUGCGACCUGAAUACCGCCUUGAAGACCAGAACCGGAAGUCUGAAGCGAGCCCUCCACAACGCGGACUGCCAGAAGACAGUCACCAUCUCCAAGCCCUGUGGCAAGCUGACUAAGCCCAAACCUCAAGCAGAAUCUAAGAAGAAGAAAAAGGAAGGCAAGAAACAGGAGAAGAUGCUGGACUAAUGGGUGCUGCCUUCUGUGGAACACGAAAAGGACGUCAGCAAACAGGAUCAGUUAACUAUUGCAUUUAUACCUAUGUAGGCUUUUUAUUCAACAGUUAUCUAUAGCUUAAGUACACGAUAGGCAAAAACAAAAAACAGAAAAAUUUUGUAGUAGUGUUUUUUUUUUUUUUUUAAUGUAUACCAUAGGACCACUAGGGGCUUAUAAUAAAGGACUGUAAUCCUACUUAGAAAGUUGACUUAUAGUACAUGAUACAUGGUAGAAAACUGAGGUAAGUUUUUUUGGAGUUAUGUGGUAUUUUACAUUUAAAUUUUUUUUUUUACUUUUUUUUCUUUUGCCAGCAAUUAAGUGUUAUGACCAUGUAAACUACUUUUCUUGUUAAUUUUUUCACCUAGACUUUUUUUUCCCAAUUGAGAAAAACAUACAUACUAAACAAAACAGCAAUAAACUAUAAUCAUCCUAUCUGAGGAAAAUAUCUUGUUUUCUGCCAACGGAU